AUGAUUCAACAAGCGAAGACGAAAUUCAGCGCUUUAGAGUUACAAAGGACUUCAUUGGAUGCACUUAAAAGGGAGCUUCUUAUGCUAAGAGAAAAACAGCAUUCCCGCAAACAAACUCUCGUCCAUGAACUUACAUCUGCGACAGACUUGCUCUUUGGUCAGGCUGUCGUCUCAAUUGAGAAGGCACAGACUAUCGUCUCCUUCGUCUCGGAUGAGAUAAAGAAGAUUUUUGAUAGAGGAAACGAAAUGGUUAACACGUUGUCGAACUGGCGACUCGUGACUCUUGUGAAGGCAACCAGUCUGGACUGGGUGAAUGUAAGUUUAAACCAGGUUGCAUUUUCAACUUUUGAUAGUUUAACUGAGAAGCAGAGCAUCAAGCGGCGCCAUGAGAAGUUGAAAUGGACCAUCUACAUUCUCUCGACCAACGCUGAAAGCAUUUUACUGCUAAAUUAA
Messenger RNA from Dibothriocephalus latus, 453 nucleotides. Lineage: Eukaryota; Metazoa; Platyhelminthes; Cestoda; Diphyllobothriidea; Diphyllobothriidae. The record is from the annotation of a GenBank genome assembly.